UCCUCUCUGCGGAGGUAUUUUUAUGGAACUAACGGUAUGUUCAGAGGAUAUUAAUUGUCAAACGAAGGUGCGAAAAAAAAAACGGAGAGGAGACUCACAAAAAAAAAAAAAGAAAUUAAACCCCUAUAAAAUACAAUACCCCGAGGAAUACGAGUCGAAUUCGUUUUUAAUUGAUGGACAAAUGAGAAAAAUAGAAUAAAUUAAUUGCCAAUGGCAUGGAUGGAUGUGGAAUAAGAGUGAAAAAUGAUUCCGUGUGUGCUGUGGAAAAAUACGCCAACACAAAUACAAUUAUGGGCGAUGUGGAUACAAAUGUCUAUACAGGACACUAACUAAUGUCCUGACGGUGAAGACAGGAAGGCAGUAACAUUUACGAGAGGUUAUAAAUAUAAGAAACAGACACACACACACACGCGAGCAACAACAACACCACAAUGCUGCAUGUCCUUUGAGAGCGAGAGCACACACAGAGCCAUAAAAGAAAUUAUUGAAAUCAAUUCGAAUCCAUCGAGAGUGUGUGAUGAGCGAGCGAACAAAUUGUUGAGGAGUAGUGAAAAAAUAAAAUUUUGGAAGAAAGCAAGGAAAAAAAGUGGCAAAGAAAAAUUCAUCUCGAGUGGAUAGUAAUUGUGGAAAAUUGGUAAAAAAAGAAAAAAGAAAAUUUAAAAAGGACUCCCCGGAAAUGAAAAAAUAUUAAUUGUUUAUUGAAGUUGUAGCCAUUGGAAUGGAAAUCCACAAAAUAUAUACGUGAAUGAAAAAAUUGAAAACGUCAAGAGAGUGAGCGAGGGGGUUCCUCCAACAAAUAAGGUGUGUUGCUUUGUAAUGUCGUGUUCCACCAGACCAACAAUAGUAGAAUAAAAAAGUGCUUUUCAAGAACACAACAAAAAAAGGACAUUUCUGGUGCGUAUCCGUGACGGUUGCGGCUGUGUCCAAGUAACGGUAGGUGUGCUCAAGUGUGUGUAAACUAUGACUCAAAUACGUACAUAUGUUGUUACCUUACACACCGUGACAUUGCAUUGAUGGUCCUGGCGAUAGUAAACAGGACACGCACACCCGCACACAUACAGUGACACAUGUAAGGAAGCUCUUGAACUCGGAAAUUUCGUAAACGUACCCAUCGAUAAAACAAAUACUGAAUAUUAAAAAAAAGAAAGGACACCCAAACCACUUCUCCAACAAAUUACCGCCCAGGGAUAUGGAACAGCAACAACAACAACAUGAAUAUGUCCACUAAAAUUUGUCCUUAUUAAAAAUCAAUAAAAAAAGACCAUGUUAUAAGAAUCUCCUAAUAACCAAGACGCUGUCAAAGAAAAAUCGACGAAGGAGGAGCAGCAGAGAGACGAACAAAACAUAACUUUUUUUAUAGUUCCGGUCUGGCGUAUGACGAACCUACCUCGUCUAUUACGACAAGGUUGUUAACAAGUCUCCUAACAUUAACACUUUUUUUGGAGCACACACCCGCACACACACAGACACACUCACCCCAAAACAAAUACGGAAGAACACGACAAACGAAAAAAACGCGCAAUAAAACAUGGUAACAAUGUCUACAGAGGUGGAUAAGACACAAGCGACGAUAGCCAAUGCCAUGGCCCAAAAAGUUGAAAAUUCCACGACAUCACUGAAUGGCGGAGUCGAGAGGGAGGACGGCGUUGAGGUCACGACUUGUGGUGGUCUCAACAAUGGUAGUCUGAAUUUCGCGGAGAAGGUGGACAGUGAAAAGCCCACGGUGGACCAUAAAAGUCCUCAACAUGAUGGCGCCCAAGAAAAUCAAAAGAAGGAAGAUACCGAGGUUACUGGAGGCCACAUGGCAAAGGAAACUGAAUUACCCGUGGCUAAUGCAUGUCCUGCCAAAGCAAAAGAAGAGGAUAGUUCUAAUGACACGCCAAACGAGGACAAGGGAACCACGAAUUGUGUUAACACUGAAAAGGAGCAAACGGAAACCACCUCAUGCGAUACUAAAUCGACAACAACUACAACCAUCAUUAAUAAUAACAACAACAACAAUAACAAUAUAUCAUCAAAACUAGAAACAGUAACAACAGUACAAAUAACUACAACAACAACAACAGAAACAGCAACCACCCCCACCAACACCGCCGCCAACCAGAGCAGUGACAAUGCCACUGAUAUUACAACACCAACACCCACCAUUACCACCACCGCCGCCACACCCACCACCAGCAUUACUCAAAACACCUCUCCCACACCCAACAAAUCCAACUGUUCCUCCUCAGCCACUGCGACUUUAAAAUCAUCAUCAUCCGGCACCAGCACCCAACAAACGACGGCCCAACAACAGACCCUACUACCCUCCUCGAUACAAAUCAACAAAGUGAAUGCCAAUGCCCCAACAUCAUCGUCGGCAAAUGCUGCUGGUUCCUCGUCGGGGACCAAUGCCUCCGGCUCACAUCAACGGAAUCAACAACAGCAGCAGCAGUCGCAUCAUCAUCAAGGUAGCGGAGGACAACAGCCUCCCAGCUCGUCGCAACAUUCCAUGCAAACGCACAGCGGAAAUGUUAAUCAUAGUAAAAAUAAAAAUGAAGAUGCUCCCAAUAUUUUGGUGUACAAAAAGAUGGAAGCCAUUGUGGAAAAAAUGCAAGCCGAAAGUACCGGAGUCUCGGUGCGUACUGUCAAAGGUUUUAUGACAAAAGUUCCUUCGGUCUUCACCGGGGCUGAUCUCAUCUCAUGGAUAUUGAAAAAUUUGGAUGUGGAAGAUGUAACCGAAGCCCUGCAUUUUGCCCAUUUGUUGGCCUCCCAUGGUUAUAUAUUUCCCAUUGACGAUCAUCAGUUGACGGUGAAAAAUGAUGGAACAUUUUAUCGAUUCCAAACACCCUAUUUCUGGCCCUCGAACUGUUGGGAACCCGAGAAUACCGACUAUGCCGUCUAUUUGUGCAAACGGACGAUGCAAAAUAAAACCCGCCUAGAAUUGGCCGAUUAUGAAGCGGAAAAUUUAGCCAAACUACAGAAAAUGUUUUCGCGCAAAUGGGAAUUUAUUUUUAUGCAGGCGGAAUCCCAGAGUAAAGUGGCCAAAAAACGCGAUAAACUGGAACGUAAAGUGCUCGACUCGCAAGAACGAGCCUUCUGGGAUGUGCAUCGUCCGAUGCCCGGUUGUGUCAACACCACUGAAAUUGAUAUUAAAAAAGCAUAUCGUAGAGGUGCCUCUAGCCACGGCACCGGUUCUGGCGGUGCCUCAGUUGCCAAAAAUCCUAUUGAACUACUGACGCGCAUCAUAACACUGCGCAAACAAAAGCUGGAACGUCGUACAAUAAAAGUGUCGAAGGCGGCCGAAGCUUUGGUAUCCUAUUAUGAGCAAUAUAAUGAAUUUGAUUACUUUAUCACUUCCCCGGAUCUGCCAAAUCCCUGGCAAACCGACAGCACCGAAAUGUGGGAUGCCGAAAAGAAUAGCAAAGAGGUAUCGAUGAGACGCUGCAAACGCUGGGCAUUUAGCAUGCGCGAACUAUUGAAAGAUCCCAUGGGCCGUGAACAAUUUGCCAAAUUUCUGGAAAAAGAGUACAGCUAUGAGAAUUUAUUAUUCUGGGAAUCGGUCCAGGAAAUGAAGGCUCUACCUCAAAGCGAAAUCAAGGAGACCAUACAACGCAUUUGGCAGGAGUUUCUGGCACCCGACGCACCAAAAGCCGUCAAUGUUGAUUCGAAAUCGGUGGAAUUGGCUCGUGAAGCUGUCAAUUCACCGAAUGGACCAAAUCGUUGGUGUUUUGAUGUUGCUGCCGCCCAUGUCUAUCAUCUCAUGGAACGGGACUCAUAUCCCCGGUAUUUACGUUCCGAUAUGUAUAAGGACUACAUUAAUUGUUCGCGCAAGAAGAUCAAGUCGAUACCGAAUCUGUUUGGGGUGAAACGCUGAAGUGUGGUUCCUGCGGUUGCUUUGUCCUCGGCAACCGCAGCUGCUACCUCGUCCCACCACCAUCAUCAUCAUCAUACGCAGCAUCAGCAAGCCCAUCCCACAACGUCAUCAUCGUCGGCAACCUCUGGAGGUGGUACUGCAUCCACGCCAUCCGGGGCAGGGUCGCAUCAGCAACAUACUCCACAUCAUAGAUUUUCAUCAUAGAGAGAAGAAGGAAAUGAAGAAUGGAAUGGAAUAUAACUUGAAAGAAAAAUGGUAUCCUAUGCCACUACACUCAUACAUACACAUACAUACUUGCAUACCUAUACUCAUCGUUAGAAGCCAGGAAUUGUAGGGUAAUAUGAAAUUAAAAACCAAAUGAAAUAAAAAUUUAAAAAAAUAUUUACAAGAAACUAUAUAUGAAUGUGCAACACAUUGAAUCGUUUUUUAGAUUUUAAAAUUUAGCAGAAACGUGGUUAAAUGUUGAAAUGAUUAAAAAAAAUGAAGAAAAUGGCCGCUAGAUUUUUGAUUAUAUUUUGGAUUUAUUUUUAAAAAAAUUAAAAA
Musca domestica (house fly) is the source of this 4399-nucleotide messenger RNA. RefSeq names its product regulator of G-protein signaling 7 (gene RSG7). NCBI's taxonomy places the organism in Eukaryota, Metazoa, Arthropoda, Insecta, Diptera, Muscidae. Bases 1529 to 3856 code for a protein of 775 amino acids. The transcript is spliced from 7 exons. The record is from RefSeq and is a predicted model, not a curated record. Gene Ontology annotation, biological process: intracellular signal transduction; G protein-coupled receptor signaling pathway; regulation of G protein-coupled receptor signaling pathway.